Messenger RNA from Ostrea edulis (European flat oyster), 2710 nucleotides. RefSeq lists its product as uncharacterized. The record is from RefSeq and is a predicted model, not a curated record. Lineage: Eukaryota; Metazoa; Mollusca; Bivalvia; Ostreida; Ostreidae. The coding region runs from base 1089 to 2354 and encodes 421 amino acids. The transcript has 2 exons.
UACAUCACACACAAUUCUUUGUUACAUAUAUGUAAACAAGGCACAUGCCGUGAUAUUGUUUACAUAUAGGUGUUUUAUAGGAAAUAUAUAGUAACAUUCAUAUAGAUUGCUUUUAUGAUAAAUAUUUUUUUAACAUUUUAAUGAGAUGGGACAAGCAUGGGGACAUUAUGAACUGUUUAAUUGUGUUUAGAACUAUCUUGCUAACUGAAAUAUCUGCUUUCAACAAAACAAUUACUAGUAUAUUUAAUCUAUGUAAACAAAAACAUGACAUGAGCCUUGUUAGCAUAACAAAGAAUUGUGAGCUCUGUAUCUUUCUUGUAACUCUACAACUGACAUUCAAAAUUUUUCAUGUUCAUUAGAAAUACCUUUAUUAAACAUUAAAAAUGGAAAAAUAAAUUCCCCAGCUCAAAUCAUGUCCAUGCCCCUUUAAUUCAGGUUGAGAAAAAUACCACACACUAUGCUCAACUCGGUUUUUGUAGGUCACCUGAGUAAACUCAGAUGACCUGUAGCAAUUGGUCUGCAUCCGUUGUGUGUUAACAAUCAAACAGUUUUAACUUCUUGAUAUUUACUACCAUUCCAAUUCUAUCAAAUUUGGUAUGAAGCAUCUCUUGGACAAGGGGACAUAAAUUGUUAAUUUCAGGACUCCUGCACCCCUGGGGCCUUCGGGGCUAUGCAAACUGCUAAAAAGUAACAAAUUUCCAAAACAAAUAUUCUCUAGAACCGCCUAUGUGUAAGAAAAACUAAAUGCAUUGUGAUGUAGAGCAGGAAGGCCUCUACCAAAACUGUUACAUGCAAUUUUAUGAUAUUCUAGAUUUUGUAAUCCUUGGGACUAGUGAUACUUUUGACUAAUAUACUCAGGUGACUGAUAAGGCCUGUGGGGCUCUUGUUUAAUUAAGAAAUCUUAAAUACGCAUACAUGUACAUUUAAUCAUGUAAUCUAAAAUCUGUUUUAAGAAAAUAAAUAUAAUUAUAUGAAAUCUUAAAUGGUUUUUGUUUAACAGUCAAAUACUGUAAAAUAUAUACAUGUAUACCUAAUCAUAUAUGUGCGAUUUGUAAUAUGUAAAUAAACAUUUGCAGGUCAAGUUCUCGAUGGAUUCACCUUAUAUGGUCUUAUCAUCUCAAUGUGACUGUAAAGCUGGGAAUGGUCAUUGCAGCCAUUGUGUUGGACUGUUAUACCUGUUAUGUCAUUUCCAAAAGCUUGGUCUGAAAGCUGUUCCACCCAUUCAGAGCAAGACAUCCCUGCCUCAGCACUGGAACAUUCCACAGAGGACUGAAGGGUUAGCCCCAAAACAAGUUGACAACAUUGAAGUAUAUAAAGUGAAGCCGAAGACAAGUCAACCUAAGAGGAAAAGAAAAAUAACUGAAGGCAUUCUUCCCAAUGUGUAUUGCCCUGUAAAAAAGCCAAUCCCGAGCAAUGAAUUGAAAGACACUUUAAUCAAGCAACUUACAGCAAUCAGUAGUGAUGCCCAAAUUUUGAAAGUUUUUGGCACUGAUGAAGAAAAUUGUGAAACUGUUCCCUCUCAGUUUGGUCCAGUGCCUGUUGGAUCUCCCCUUUCCUACCAGCAGAAGAUUUCUAAGUCAGAUGGUGACCUUAUUAUCAACAACCCUGAUCAUAAGACUUUUCCUGAUUGUGAAUUACCCAACCUUAUUUCAGAAUAUAGUACUGUUCUGAACUAUGCAGAUUUUCAUGUAUCUAUGGGACUACAUAUUAAUCAUGAUUUUGCUAUAGAAUUAGAAAAGCAAACAAAUGAACAAAGUUAUAACAAGACAUGGCAUGAUGUCCGUAGAAAUCGAAUAACGUCUUCCAUAUUCAAAGAUAUUUGUAGUAGAAAAUCUGACUUUGAAAGCCUUGCUACAAGAAUACUACAGACCAAACACAUUCAAACUGCUGCCAUGAAAUAUGGACUUGAACAUGAACCUGAGGCUGCAAAGUUGUACUCUGAAAUCACAAUGAAUAAUGUGUACAAGUGCGGUUUUGUACUUAAUCCAAAUGCACCUCAUCUUGGGACGUCUCCUGACCGUAAAGUCUAUGACCCUACAAGCAUACCUCAGUUUGGCCUUCUUGAAAUUAAGUGUCCCGACAAGGAUUCAUUUGUAGAUUGUAAAUAUCUAGUGAAGAACAAAACUAAUGGAACAUACAAACUGAAAUCAAGUCACAGCUACUUUUACCAAGUAAUGGGUCAAAUGGCACUGACGGGCUUAACAUGGUGCGAUUUCUUUGUCAAUUGCCGUCAGGACUAUCACAAGGAGAGAAUUCAUUUUGACAGUGAUAAAUGGGCUGACAUGAAAAUUUCUCUUGAUAAAUUUUAUUUCGAAUUUCUACUACCAGCAAUUUGUAAAAAUUGUCAAAAUUAGAAUAACUUCAAAAUUGAAACUAUUGUCAUUUAAUUUUUCAUUCUACCAUAUUGAAGGUUUCAAAGAAAAAAUGCUCUCGGAGUUUUAGAACUUUUAUUACACAAUGCUGUUUUAGAUGUACAGUACUGUAUUAGUUGUACAUGAAUGUUACAUUAAUAGCUUAAAUGUAUGACACAUUUUAUUGGCAUAUGAUUGUCACAGGAAUACAUAUGUAGUAUAUUUCUCUACAACUCCCUUCUUGUGUCUAAAAAUGGAACAAGUAUUCCAAGAAUAACUGAUCUGUUUUAAUAGAAUGUAACUUUGCACAAUUUGAUACCAACAAAUUAAUACAAAAUAAUUCUGAAAGUAAAACAUGU